UCGGUUUUUCUCGUGUCCGUCUAGCGUACUAAGCCAAUGUUGUGCUGAAGUGUGGGAGACGCGAGUGGAGAGGGGAAUAAUUAAAACAUGGCGGACGUGGAAGGAGAUGAGAUCCGUUCGGCGGCCCCUCCGCUGCUCCACACGUCCUCGCGAAACGGCUCCGGCGUCGGUUCGGCGUCCGGUACCGGAGGCCAAACGGCAACCACGGUGACGUCAGGCCCUCGACUGGUUCGGAUCGUCAAGUCAGAUUCCGGUUAUGGUUUCAACGUUCGGGGACAAGUUAGUGAAGGAGGGCAGCUACGAAGCAUCAACGGAGAAUUGUAUGCCCCUCUUCAGCAUGUCAGUGCCGUCUUACCGGGAGGGGCAGCGGACAGGGCUGGUAUCUCGAAGGGAGACCGAAUCCUAGAAGUGAAUGGGGUAAACGUUGAGGGGGCCACGCACAAGCAGGUGGUGGAUCUGAUCCGGGCAGGGGAGCGGGAGCUGGUUUUGGCGGUGCUGUCUGUACCGCAGCCCGAAGCUGACAGCCUGGACCCGGGGGACGAUGGAAGCGCCCAGUCCUGCUACGACUACAGCGACAAGCAGGCCGUGCCCAUCUCCGUUCCCACGUACAAACACGUGGAGCAGAACGCGGAGAAGUUCGUGGUCUAUAACGUGUACAUGGCAGGAAGGCAGCUGUGCUCCAAACGCUACCGGGAGUUUGCCAUCCUGCACCAGAACCUGAAGAGAGAGUUCGCCAACUUCACCUUCCCUAAACUCCCCGGGAAGUGGCCCUUCUCGCUGUCGGAGCAGCAGCUGGAUGCACGCCGCAGGGGUCUGGAGGAGUACUUGGAAAAAGUCUGUUCAGUAAGGGUAAUCGGAGAGAGCGACAUCAUGCAGGAGUUCCUCUCCGAAUCCGACGAGAACUAUAAUGGCGUGUCAGAUGUGGAGCUGCGGGUAGCCCUGCCCGACAAGACCACCGUCGCCAUCAGGGUCCGCAAGAACUGCACCACCGACCAAGUCUACCAGGCUGUGGUAAUGAAGGUGGGGAUGGACAGCAUCACAGCCAGUUACUUUGCCCUGUUUGAAGUCAUCAACCACUCCUUUGUGCGAAAGCUGGCCCCCAACGAGUUCCCCCACAAGCUGUACGUGCAGAACUACACCUCGGCUGUCCCGGGCACCUGCCUUUGCCUGCGCAAGUGGCUCUUCACCACCGAGGAGGAGAUCCUGCUCAACGACAACGAGCUGGCCAUCAAUUACUGCUUCCACCAGGCGCUGGAUGACGUGAAGAAGGGAUUCAUCAAGGCUGACGAGAAGUCCUAUCAGCUGCAGAAACUGGCUGAGCAGCGCAAAAUGGCCAUGUAUCUGAGCAUGCUGCGCACCUGUGAGGGUUAUAACGAGAUCAUCUUCCCCCACUGCUCCUGCGACUCGCGGCGCAAAGGACAUGUGAUCACAGCCAUUAGCAUCCGUCACUUCAAACUGCACGCCUGCACGGAGGAGGGCACGCUGGAGAACCAGGUGAUUGCCUUUGAGUGGGGAGAGAUGCAGCGUUGGGAUACAGACGAGGAAGGGAUGGCUUUCUGCUUUGAGUAUGCCAGAGGGGAGAAGAAGCCUCGCUGGGUGAAAAUCUUCACACCAUACUUCAACUACAUGCACGAAUGUUUCGAGCGGGUCUUCUGCGAACUCAAGUGGAGGAAAGAGGUUGAAGAGGAGGCCACGGACAAGGACAAUAAAAACUGCAGUAAAGAUGGUAUGUGUAGUAAGAAUAUCUUCCAGCUGUUGAGACACAGAAGGGAUGGCGGCACCUAGGGGGUGAGAUUGUCACCUCCUAAAACUCCACGACAACGCCUCACUGGGCGCAGGACACCACAACCAGAAACUAUCCAUACACAAGACAGCGACAAACAGCAGACAUCAAACUGAAAGAGAUCCGCAAAAAAAAAAAAAAAACAAAACCACACACUCACACACAAAACGGCAAACAAGGAUCAUUUCAAUCUUAAGAACCCAGAGGUGUCAAUCUUAAGAAGAACCACAAAGAAGGAAGUAAAUGUUGUGUAAUGGUAUAAAAUGCAAACAUGAUAAUUAAUCAGUUAGAAUCCUCCGUACAUCACAUCACUUCAUGGGGUGGGACUCUGACAGUUUUGACGCGACUAGUUGAGGGGUCACUGCUGUGCGAUUGAUUGGUCGAGGAAAUGGACGUCUGCGACACAAAUGGACAGCAAGAGCCGGGGGCGGGGGGGAAUCGGCCAAUCGGCAGCGUGGAAGGACAUCUGCAGCACGAGUGGCCGGCAAGGCUGCUCUGUGAUGUGAUUGGUCUGGACCAAUACUUAGAUGUGCCUCAUGUUCUGAACUUGAAGGAGAGAGACAAGGAGAACGAGGAGGUGAAACACAGGGGCAGGAAAAGAGAUCGCCGCUGGAUACUUGGUAUGGAAGUAUUGGGGGAGCAAAGGAGCCAGUGAGUUGGAGAGAGAGAUUUUCACAGAUGCUGGACAAGAAAAGACUUACAUUUCAGAAAAGGUGAAAGAAUGGUUCCAAGAGACCUGCUGCACUGUGCUGGAAAAUGAAGAAUGGCAGAAACCUGUAUACGAAUGGAGAUGCAGCUUCUUGGGGGAAGAUCCAUUAAUUGCUGAACUAUAGAGGAAAAAAAUUAAAAUUAAUUUCAUUGUGAAACUAACAUGGAAAAACAUUCAGGACUUGAGAGAGGGAGAGAGAUGCAUUUUAUUUGGUGAGAUCUUCAUUUCAGAACUAAAAAUCUACAAACAAAAACAUGAUGACAUGGCACUGGUCUGUAGAAUAAUAACAAUACUAAAAGCAAGGACAAAUAAAGACAAGGUAUUUGAAGAGACCAGGAGAGAGAAAAAUUCCUGUGCAGUCAAUAAUCACCCAUAUAGAAUACAGGGUAGCAUUUAUAUACUUUGCUUAAUUUUGCUAAACAACAUGCUAAAACAAUCUUUUGAUACGCUUGGCUAAUUUUUUUCCAAAACUUUCAACACAAAACCCAAAUCCCUCACUCUAUUAGGAAAAAACUCUAAUAUUUGUGGUGCUGAACCCUGCUCUAAAACACUAAUUAUGUUUUUGCAGUUUACCAAUUCCUGUAAAAGAAAAGUGUAUGUAUAUUCAAGGAGGCAGUAUUGCGAAUGACCGGUUGCACACGUUUGCAUAAAUGCCAAAAAACAAUUCCAGAUGCGGUACAUUUGAAGUGUUCUGAGAGGAUAACUGGAUAAAUUUUGACAGAGCUUGUGGUCUUAUGUGCAAUUAUGUAAAAUGUAUUGCUUUGCAGAAUAGGGUUUUCGAACAAAGUGUUGACGUGAAAUUGAGGUAUGAGGGGGGAAAAAAAAAAAAAAUCAACCGACAGAUUCAAGAUUUGUCUUUUUGCAAUUAAAUGACACUAAGUGGAUCAGCGACGCUUCCUCUAGCUCCCAGUAGAGGGCCCCAUACCACAGCUCAACGUAGUAUUUAAGACGCUAUGAAAGAGCGGUCUUGGCUUGAUUGCUGUCACUCCUGUGGAUUUUGGAUUUGACUGGCAGAGUGCUUUGCUGCAGUGUGGCUGCCUCUCAGCUCUGCAUGACAGUUUCUGACGGCUGGGCUGGGCGUGUGCGAGCGUCUGAGCGUGCACCUGCGUUUUGGUCCGGUCUGCAUGACCAGACUGCAGCAGUGAGGUUCCUGCAUCAUUGCGCAAAUGAGGGCGGCAGUUGGCCGCUGCGCGGGACGUGCCGUCCUGCGGGUUUAAUGACAGUAGGAACGUGCUGAGAUGGGCUGGCGGGAGAUAAUUCGGCGCAUUCAGAGAGGUGCGAGUCUGAUCCAGAUGACGUUUUUCACGUCCGUUUCAUAAACUUGAACAGGUUUUCUGUCUCUCUCAUUCUCUGCUCUCUUUCCUGUUGAAAACAAAUGCCCCCAUUAUCCAAUAUGUCGCACUUGAAAAUUGUAUAUAGGAGAGACAAGGGUAAACUAACAGACGUAACACCACUCAGACACCUUAUAUUUCUGGUUCUGUCAUUUCGGUGGAUUUAAUAUUCCAGUCCAAGGCACCUUUGCCAGGUUGCCAUGCAACAAAGGGGUACACACACCAGUACGUGCCAGUCAUUAGACCUUCUGCACAGCUCUGGUCAUAUGUACAGUGUCUGGUUGUGUCUCUUCAGUACUGUGCACUGCUCCAGCUUAGGGGCCUAAGGCAUUCUGCUUCAAGUUUGGACUAAGAAAAAGCAUGUCUUCUCUAGGUCAGUCAGUCUAGCUGCAUCCCAGGUAACAAGACUUGAUUAAUCCUACACACAUGCUUGUCGACACCGCUUUCUUUGCCUGUUGGUACCCCCUACUCCUGAUGAAAGCAAGCUCCGUUUCUUCUCCAGAUUCACUGGUUUUGAUGGGCUGUAGUCUCCAUCUCCUGGGGUCGUGUGUAGAAUACAGUGUGUCGCUGUAGAAUUCAUCACAUGUUUCAUUGCCAUAGCAACUGGAGCUGUCAGGUAGAGAAUGCUGCAGUGUUAGUGUUCAGAUGUCAUUGUUUUUGUGAGCGUCUGAGUAGAUGGGCAGAUGUUCAUAAAUAUGUGUAUUUGAACUGUGUUUCCCAGUCUUGGUCCUGAAGACCCGCUGCGUGGUCUGGCUUUCAUCCCAGCUGAGCUCAGUUAAUUAGGUCUGAUUUAGCUGUUAGUACUGAUCUGGAUUUGACAUAUCUUGUCUUGGUCUGCCACAGGUCUCUGGUGGAAAACAUGCAGAAAUGUGUUUGUGCCUGUGAAAAAUAAUUCUGAUCAUUUUUAUUCUUCUGUGUCCCCUGCAAUAAAAUAAUGCGUAUUAUUAAAUUUAGAUUAAGGGGUUUUUAGUUAACCCUUUGUGGCACAAAACAGACAGCUGCAGCAUCGGCUUGAUCUGAUGAUGUAUUUUACUACAGAUUCAAGGGGCAAAUCAACAGGAGCUUGUGUGUUUGCUUUUUUUAUUAGCACAAAUCCAUUUCCAACAACAGAUUUGUUUCUCAAAGAAAAUCAUGUCAAGAAAAUGAAAAAGAAAGUGUUAAAUCCUGAUCGGUACCAUCCAUCCUUACUAACAAAGUGCGUUUUAAUAAAAACUAGCAUACACCAGGCCUGGGCGGUACUGUACAUUACUAGAAUAUAUUACAAAACACAGCCUAUAUUUCUUUGUGCAGCGCUGUCAAAAUUGCACCUCCCUUUUGACAAUUGAUUGCAGCUGUUUGAGCUAAUGCUGUAUUGUUUUAUAAAACUGUACCUUUGAAAUAACCGUAUCUUCAAGAAUGCUCCAGCCUCAUGCAAUCUGUCACAAUUCCUGUUUUUUUUUUUCCUCAAAGGUGACAUUGAAAGGUAUUGAAAAUCAAGUGCUGUUCCAUGAAUGUUAACACUGAGCGAAAUCAAACGCCAAACCAAGAGGGCUUUCAUUCAAAUGCAGUUUAUGUAAGAGCCCUGAAAUGCGUAUCUGUGUCUGCUGCCGGUUUGAUCAGAUACUUGUAUGUCAUUGCCCUUACAUUUGGAAGUGCAUUGUCUUUCUCUCCAUCAGUCUCUUUUGUGCUCUGUCUCUGACUGAA
Molecule: messenger RNA, 5506 nt
Organism: Megalops cyprinoides (Indo-Pacific tarpon)
Lineage: Eukaryota; Metazoa; Chordata; Actinopteri; Elopiformes; Megalopidae
Product: sorting nexin-27-like
Exons: 13
Coding region: 88-1785 (565 amino acids)
Biological process (GO): intracellular protein transport; signal transduction
Cellular component (GO): early endosome
Molecular function (GO): protein binding; phosphatidylinositol-3-phosphate binding
Source: RefSeq, a predicted model, not a curated record